ACUUAGGAACAAAAUCAAAGAACAAAUUAAGGUCUAGUUCUUGGCUUCCGCAAUUCCUGAAAAUCGUGAACGGCGCGUGGUUGUUAUACGCGGGUACUUUCAGACUCGCGCGAAAAGUAUCGACUUGGUGGUACUCAGGACUCCUUUAUACGUUUGUUUUCCGGAUAGUGUGAAUUGUACGAAAAUAGUGCUUUUUUCGAUUUGAUCAGAUCAAAAAAAUGAUGUUAGAAAUUCGGCAGAAAAUUGCAUUUCUUUAUCCAACCUACGUGUUAGCCAUCGUGUCCAUUGGAUAUGUCUUAGGAGAACUGGGACAUUAUAUGAUUGGAGUAACUAGCAAAGCAAUAGCUAUGGACCUGCAUUAUGGUGAUAUCACUUGCCAACUAAACAACACAGAGUUAUAUCUAAGCGAUCUUCCAGUUGUUUGCUCAGAUGCAAACAACUCAGACACGUGUUUAUCAUUGUCUAUUGAUGAUGAGCCAUAUUGCGAAUGGACUUACAACGGUCUCGGAUUGGAUUACCAAAUAUUAGCAGGACCCAGCUUUAUAGCGGUGUUUACCGUUGUCGGAGUCAUAAUGGGUUAUUUAGCUGACAAGUUUAACAGGGUAAAAAUGUUGGGAAUUGCUAGUGUAGUAUUUUCGAUAGCCAUUAUAGUCAGUGGUUCYGUAACGGAAUAUUGGCACUUGGUACUACUUCGCAUGGUUAUGGCCGCUGGCGAGUCAGCUUGUAAUCCUCUAAGUACUGGCAUUCUAUCUGAUAUUUUUCCAGAAGAAAAAAGAGCACUAGUGAUGUCAAUUUUCAAUUGGGGAAUAUAUGGAGGAUACGGUAUUGCAUUUCCAGUGGGAAGAUAUAUCCCUCCAUUGAACGCUUGGGGUUUGGGUUGGAGGGUGUGUUAUUAUGGAGCAGGCAUAGUGGCUUUAAUAUUUGCAUUUCUGACUAUUUUUACUCUGAAAGAACCAGAGAGACAAUCGAUUGGUGAAGACGCUGCUGCCCAAGCUAAUCCAGAUGCAAAAAAAGUUACCAUUUGGACUGUGAUGAGCGAACCUCGAGUUAUAAUGUUAUGUCUGGCCGCAUCUAUUAGACAUUGUGGUGGAAUGUGUUUUGCGUACAAUUGCGACUUGUAUUAUCAAAUAUAUUUUCCUGAUUAUGAUUUAGGUUGGUGGUUGUUUGCAGUCACAAUAGUCGUAGGAAGUAUUGGUGUUGUAGUUGGGGGUGUGAUUUCCGACAAAUUUGUAGCAAAAAUGGGAAUCAGAUCCCGAGUAAUCAUUUUAGCAGCUAGUCAACUUAUUGCCACACCUUUUGCCUUUGGAAGUGUAUACUGUGAGCCACUAGGAGCCAUAAUUACAUUAGGAAUAUCCUACUUUUUCGUAUGUCCUUUAGGAAAUAGCAAAAAAGCAGAAAAAGAACAUUUUACAUCUCAAUAG
This is a messenger RNA of Dendroctonus ponderosae (mountain pine beetle), 1421 nucleotides long. RefSeq names its product probable sphingolipid transporter spinster homolog 3. The record is from RefSeq and is a predicted model, not a curated record. Gene Ontology annotation, biological process: transmembrane transport. Bases 219 to 1421 code for a protein of 400 amino acids. The transcript has 8 exons. Gene Ontology annotation, cellular component: membrane. NCBI's taxonomy places the organism in Eukaryota, Metazoa, Arthropoda, Insecta, Coleoptera, Curculionidae. Gene Ontology annotation, molecular function: transmembrane transporter activity.